This is a messenger RNA of Clonostachys byssicola, 279 nucleotides long. NCBI's taxonomy places the organism in Eukaryota, Fungi, Ascomycota, Sordariomycetes, Hypocreales, Bionectriaceae. The record is from the annotation of a GenBank genome assembly.
AUGACUCUCCUCGGCAACAAGGACAACACUCAAGACAGCGGCGCAACAGGCGCCGCCAAGACCGCUACCAGCUCCGUAGGCGGCCUUGUGGGUGGUCUUGGCCGCACAGUCGGCAAUGUCACAGGAGCGGCCGGUCGCGGAGUUGGUGAUACGGUCACCGGCGCCACUGGAUCUGCCGGCCAACCUGUCGGUGAUGCCCUGGGCUCACUGGGCACUGGCGUCGAGAAGGGAGCAGAUGAUGUCAGCAAGGGCGUUGAGGACGCUGGCAAGUGGAAGUAA